AUGAAGUAAUUUUGUGAAAAUGAAACAAAAUAGUAAAUGGAUGUAAGUCAAUAAAGAGAAGAUGAAUAACUAAAUUGUUCUAUUUAUAACUUGACCUAACUAAAAGAUGCUAACAAUCUCUAGCGAAUAAUUUUGGAUGAACAAUCAAUUAAUUUUGAGGAUAGACAUGCUAAGGAUUCAGUUACAUCCCACCCAUAAAAUAUUCAGAAUAAAGCAAAUUUACAAAAAUAUAAAAAAUUUUGGAAAAAAAGUCAAUUAAAUUAGAAAAAAAAAAAAUGUUUUGAAAUGAGUUCCAAAAAUCAGAUGAAAAUUUUGGAAUAAGAUGGUAUUUAGAUUGAAUCAUACAAUAAUUUUCAAAUUUGCUUCAAAGAGGAAAUACUCGAUCAUUCUUUGUAAUUAAAAAAUUUGACAAAAUUAUCAGAUUAAGGAAUGCAAUUUUAGGAGGAGGAUGUUAUUAAUUUCAAUAAGAUCCAAGUAAAUGAUUCACAAAAAAGUUUAAGUAAAAUUUAAAUAGCAAAUAUAUUGGAGAAAUAGGAAUAAAACAUUUCGAGUUUAGAACUCUAAAAAUUUCCAAAAGAAUCAGUCAAUGAAAAAAUUAAAUCUAAAAUCCUGGUUAAAAUGAAUAGUUUUUAAGAAGCAUAAAAAUAAUUUGAUUAAGGUAUUUAGAAAAACAUUGAAGAAUCAGACCAUUAUAAUAACAAAGCGAUAGCGUUAGAUAAAAUAAAUAGAUUUGCAGAAGCGUUAGAACUGUAUAAUUUAGCCAUUUCGAAAAACCCUCAUUAUUCUGAAUAUUAUUUUAACAAAGCCAAUACUUUGGAUAAGAUGAAUAGGUUUAUUGAAGCUUUGGAAAAUUUUGAUUUAGCUAUUUAGAAAAAUCCAGAAAUACCAGCCUAUUAUAAUAAUAAAGCAAUGAGUUUAGAUAAAAUGAAAAAAUAUAAAUAGGCUUUAAAAUGGUUUGAUUUAGCUAUUAAGAAAAACCCUGAAGAAUCAGAAUAUUAUUGUAACAAGGCGAUGACUUUAGAUAAGUUGGCUAGACAUAAAGAAGCAUUGAAAUAUUAUGAUUUAGCAAUUAAGAAAAACCCGAAUGAAUCAGACUAUUAUAAUAAUAAAGCCAUGACAUUAGAUAAAAUGAACAGAUUCAAAGAAGCAUUAGAAUGUUAUGAUUUAGCUAUUUAGAAGAACCCUGAUGAUGCAGAUCUAUAUAAUAAUAAAGGAGACACUUUAGAUAGAUUAGGUAGAUAUGAAGAAGCAUUAGAAAAUUAUGAUUUGGCCAUUCAGAAAAAUCCUGAAGACUCAGUCUAUUAUUUGAACAAGGGGAUUGUUUUAAAUAUGUUGGAUAGGCAUUAAGAAGCAUUGAAAUAUUAUGAUUUAGCUAUUAAAAUUAACCCUGAAGAUCCUGUAUUUUAUAAUAGCAAAGGCAUAAUUUAUCAUCAUAAUCUCCUAGCCAAUACUUUAUCAGAAAUGAAUAGAUUUGAGGAAGCAUUCUAAUAUUAUGAUUUGGCAAUUUAGAAAAACCCUGAGGAAUCUAGUUUUUAUAACUAUAAGGCAAUUGCAUUACAAAAUGCUCAGAAAUUUGUCGAAGCAUUAAAAUAUAUUGAAUUAGCAAUUUAAAAAUCCUCAGAACAAUCAGAUUAUUAUUAUAACAAAGCGAUUAUAUUAAAAGAAAUGGAUAGAAUUGAAGAAUCUCUGGAAUUUUCUGAUUUAGCUAUUUCUAAAAAUCCUGAAGAAUCACACUAUUAUUAUACCAAAGCUUUGGCUUUGAAUAAAAUGAAUAGAUUAGUAGAAGCUCUGUAAUAUUAUGAUUUGGCUAUUUAAAAAAAUUCCUAAAUCUCAGUCUAUUAUAUGAGCAAAUCUGGAACAUUAGAAUUGUUGAAUAGAUAUGAAGAGGCCUUGGAAUAAAUUGAUCAAGCCAUCUCAAAAAAUCCUGAAGAUUCAGAAUGUUAUAGUCGUAAAGCACUUAUUUUAAGUACAUUGAAUAGAUUUGAAGAUGCCUUGGAAUAUUGUAAUUUAGCUAUAGAGAAUUAACCAGAUGAAUCAGCAAAUAAAAUAGCAUAAUUCAUAGCUAAAAUUUUAAAGUUAUUAAAAAGAUAUGAAGAAGCAUUGAAAUAUUUUGAUUUAGCAAUUUCGAUAAACCCAGAAGAUUCAGAAAACUAUGAUAAUAAAGCGAUGAUAUUAAUCAAAUUGAAUAGAUUUGUAGAAGCAUUGGAGUUUUCUGAUUUGGCAAUUGAAAAAAAACCAGAAAUAUCAAAUUAUUAUAACAACAAAGCAAUAAUAUUAAAUAAAAUCAAUAGGUAUGAAGAAGCAUUGAAAUUUUAUGAUUUAUCUAUUGAGAAAAACCCUAAUGAAUCAAACUAUUAUAAUAACAAAGCAAUGACUUUAAAUAACAUGAAUAGAUUUGAAGAAGCAUUAUAAUUUUAUGAUUUAGCUAUUUAGAAAAACCCUGAGAUAUCAAAAUAUUUUGAGAGUAAAGGGAUAACACUCAAUAAAAUGAAUAGAUUAGUUGAAGCUUUAGAACAGUAUGAUCUAGCUAUUUAGAAAGACCCUGAUGAAUCAGACUAUUAUAACAAUAAAGCAUUAACUUUAAAUAAAAUGGAGAGAUUUAUUGAAGCUUUAGAAUAAUAUGAUAUAGCAAUUCAGAAAAGCCCAGAGGAAGCAGAAUAUUAUAACAACAAAGGUAGAAUUCAAUAUAUAUAAUUACAAGCUGAUACAUUAAGUAACAUCAAUAGGUAAUAAGAGGCAUUGAAAUAUUAUGAUUUAGCUAUUUAGAAAAAUCCAGCAGAAUCAGACUAUUAUAACAAAAAAGCAUUUAUGUUAAAUUAAAUGAAUAGAUAAUUAGAAGCUUUGGAAUACUAUAAUUUUGCUAUUUAAUAAAAUCCUGAAAACCCAUAGUAUUACAAAAACAAAGGUAUAAUUGAAUAGCGUAAUGUACUAGCCGACACUUUAGAAUUGUUAGGUAGAAAUGAAGAAGCAUUAGAAUAUAUUGAUUUAGCAAUAUAGAAAAGUCCAGAAGUUUCAACCUUUUAUAAUAACAAAGCAUUAAUCUUAGAUAAAAUUAAUGAAUUCGAAGAAGCAUUGAAAAAUUAUAAUUUAGCAAUUUAGUUAAACCCAGAAGAUUCUGACUACUAUAAUAAUAAAGCAAUUGCAUUAUAUAAUAUGAGGAGAUUCGCAAGAAGUAAUUGCUAUUUGUGA
Molecule: messenger RNA, 3189 nt
Organism: Paramecium tetraurelia
Lineage: Eukaryota; Ciliophora; Oligohymenophorea; Peniculida; Parameciidae
Exons: 23
Molecular function (GO): protein binding
Source: RefSeq, a predicted model, not a curated record